Molecule: messenger RNA, 1539 nt
Organism: Penicillium maclennaniae
Lineage: Eukaryota; Fungi; Ascomycota; Eurotiomycetes; Eurotiales; Aspergillaceae
Exons: 2
Coding region: 1-1539 (512 amino acids)
Source: RefSeq, a predicted model, not a curated record
AUGGCAAUUGGAGGCGUUGAUCAGCGCUCGGUUAUUGGCCCGUGGGAGAAUCCCGGGGAAAGCGGGGAAGUUGCGUCCGGGAGAUCGGUUCUCCGACAUUCGUGUUUCAUCUUUCCAAUCUCCCCUCUUCUUAACCUCAUUCUCGUGCGCUCCAUUGACCCCGGUCGCCUUGCCGUCUCCUUCGGGCGCAACAGGCGCAUCGGUCGUCGCCCUGCCGCCAAAGCCUUCCCGCAUGGCGAGAUGCAGAUAUGGAGCGUCGAGCCCCAUCAACGCCAGUCCGAUACCUGUGACGUCAAGGCAUCACCGAGUGUCCCUCGAUCAAGAUCAAUCUCGAGUGUCCCUUCCGAUACGACGGAAGAAUUGGGAACUCUUCAAAAAAUCGACUCUCCCGACAGCGAUGACUCCAUGCUUUUAGGGCCGGAGAAGCUGCUCGCCUACCCCACCGAACUUCAAACCACACAAGAUGCCAUACGCACAGUGCUGGACGUCGAUCAAUUUACUGCGAUUCAUAUGCCAUUCAUGUGGGGAACGAGUUUCGUCCCCGAGUCCCAAAAGACUGUUUAUGCGAUCUUACAGCUUUCUGCGCCGACGUUGACCGAAGGUUAUUUGGCAUUCAUCGGACUGAUGACGAGCUAUCAAAGAUCACUCAUUAUGCGACGAGAUGCUCCCGACAUGAAGAAAGCGGCCCUAGGCUUGCAGCGAUUACGAAGCGUCAAAAUAACGCAAAUUUAUGAUGCGGCUUGCGCCCUCUUUCUGGGACAAACCAUGUACGUAUUCAACGUGCUCACCGCACACGACUCCUCCACCGCCCACUCCAUCAUCCGAAGUUCUCUGAUGUCAACCAAAUCAUGGUUUUCGACCCUCCUCCAAUACCCAGUCAUGGACACAAUCAUCAUGACUCCUAUCUUAAUCGACACGGUGGAAUGCUUGGCGCGUCGCGAGAUUCCUAUAAUAAAACUGCCCGUCACAGAAAGAAUCAUCAUAGAUCGCUAUGCGGGCCUCUGUACCUCCCUUCUACCCAUUCUCUAUGAUCUCUGUGUAUGCAGUCACGACAUGAAGAGGGAUGUCACAGACCUCGGGUCGGAUUUCUGCCCGGGACACUCUCAGCGGCUAGCUGAGAUUGAAGAACAAAUUCUGCAUUGGAAACCUCGAACGUCCCCUCAAAUGUUCGAAGAUUUUGCUCAACAUGAGAUCUUGGCGAUGGUGACACAAGCAAAUGUUUAUCGCCUUGCGGCUCUGUUGGUCAUUCACCGCCUGCGGUAUCCCCUGGGCGUUCAAGAUGGCGCAGGCCGAGACCUUGCCAACAGUAUAUUCGCCGAAAUGUCGUUUUUCACCAAAUCAGAAACCCAGAAGACCACCGCUUUGCCUAUUGUGUUUCCUUUGACGGUGUCCAUGUUUGAGAUCCAGGGCCCCGGAGAGGCUUUAUUGGAACGAUUGUCAUCAUUUACUGUUCAAAGUACAAGUGCAUUGAGACUUCAGGAAUUUGUCAAGCGAGUGCGAGCAUCCCGAGAGACAGGUUUCGGGGGGAUUAUGGUUUGA